Molecule: messenger RNA, 2919 nt
Organism: Hymenoscyphus albidus
Lineage: Eukaryota; Fungi; Ascomycota; Leotiomycetes; Helotiales; Helotiaceae
Source: the annotation of a GenBank genome assembly
CCUCUAAUACUGGCUCCAGGGUCUUCAUAAGUCGCGCGACACUUCUAACAUCAUCCACGCCGCCCAAUUCCAUCUUCUCAACUUUGGCUUUGGUUUCCUCUUCAUCCUCGACGUCGACGCCCGAGUCGUUCAUUCCUCCCAUUGCCUCGUCCUCGACUACCUCCUCUUCAUCGCCAUCCAGUUCCAUGCCCUCUCCAUUUGCGCCUAGGGUCUGGGUGUUGUUGUCCUUGGGACCAUCGUCAUUUGGGAAUAGUCCUUCAUCUUUUUGGUCGCCUCCCUCGGACCCAGAGUCCUCGAAAUCCUGUAGAAGCUCGUCUGCGAGUGUCGACAUGAUUACUUGGUGUUGAGGUGUAUUGCGUUGUAAAGUCGAAGUGGAGUUAUGUCCGAUUAUUUUACCCAAGGCUGCAGCACCCUGAGAGUGGCGCGCCACAGCCUUAAAUUUUUAGCGUCCAGGCGAUCACUUUUAUGUUGACAGAGACCAUGACAUAAACAAACAGCCAAUCACCAGUCUAACUUCAUUGGUCGCGUUUAAGAAAAGACGGCGAUACUUUCUGAUUCACUACUCAUCAUACAAAAGCCAUAAAGUCCUGGUGCUGAAUAUUGCAUUCGCGAUUGCGACAACCACCAGGUCUCAGCCAACCCAUCUCCCGCCAUCAUGGAGUCCACGCGAGGACCCCCGAGGGUCAAGAAUAAGGCCGCGAGUGCCAUUCAGAUCUCUGCGGAACAGCUUUUGCGAGAAGCUGUAGACCGACAAGAACCAGGCCUUCAAGCGCCGACCCAGCGAUUCGCGGAUCUCGAAGAACUCCAUGAGUUCCAAGGCAGGAAACGGAAGGAGUUCGAGGACUAUGUGCAGAGGAAUAGGAUUAACAUGAACAAUUGGAUGCGAUAUGCGCAAUGGGAAUUGGAACAAAAGGAAUACAAGCGCGCAAGAUCAAUCUUCGAGAGAGCUUUGGAUGUUGAUCCUACGUCUGUUACAUUAUGGAUUCGAUAUACCGAGGCGGAGAUGAAAUCAAGGAACAUCAAUCAUGCUCGAAAUUUACUGGAUCGCGCGGUCACUAUUUUGCCCAGAGUUGAUAAACUUUGGUACAAGUACUGUUAUAUGGAGGAGAUGCUGGGCAAUAUUCCAGGAACAAGACAAGUUUUCGAGCGGUGGAUGUCCUGGGAACCAGAUGAGGCAGCAUGGAGCAGUUAUAUCAAAUUGGAAAAGAGAUAUGGCGAAUUUCAAAGGGCACGAGAUAUCUUUCAGAGGUUUACCAUGGUCCAUCCAGAGCCAAGGAAUUGGAUUAAAUGGGCAAGAUUUGAGGAGGAGUACGGAACAAGUGAUUUGGUCCGGGAGGUUUUUGGCACUGCUGUUGAAGCGUUGGGCGAAGAUUUCAUGGAUGAACGAUUGUUCAUUGCGUAUGCUCGAUAUGAAGCGAAAUUGAAGGAAUACGAGCGAGCUAGAGCCAUCUACAAAUAUGCUCUGGAUCGAUUGGCAAGAUCAAAAUCAGUUGCUCUUCACAAAGCCUACACCACAUUCGAGAAACAGUUUGGUGAUAGAGAGGGCGUGGAAGAUGUGAUUUUGUCGAAACGACGGGUGCAGUACGAGGAACAAGUCAAAGAGAACCCCAAAAAUUAUGACGCUUGGUUCGAUUAUGCUAGGCUGGAAGAGGCUUCUGGGGAUGUUGAUCGAGUUCGUGAUGUGUAUGAGAGAGCAAUUGCUCAAAUUCCACCAACACAGGAGAAACGACAUUGGAGAAGGUACAUUUACUUAUGGGUAUUUUACGCAAUUUGGGAGGAGAUGGAGUCGAAAGACACCGAACGCGCAAGACAAAUCUACCAGGAAUGCCUGAAAUUAAUACCUCACAAGAAAUUUACCUUUGCUAAAAUCUGGCUUAUGAAGGCACAAUUCGAGAUUCGACAACAGGACCUUUCAGUUGCGAGAAAGACACUCGGUCAAGCUAUUGGAAUGUGCCCCAAAGACAAACUCUUCAAAGGGUACAUUGAGUUGGAACUCAAGCUUUUCGAAUUCGUUCGCUGUCGAACGCUUUACGAAAAACACAUUGAAUGGAAUCCUGCCAAUUGCCAAGCAUGGAUAAAAUUCGCUGAGUUGGAACGUGGUUUGGAUGAUCUCAAGCGUACACGAGCUAUCUUUGAGCUGGCGAUUUCUCAAACGGUUCUUGAUAUGCCUGAAUUACUCUGGAAAGCAUACAUUGAUUUCGAGGAGGAGGAAGGCGAAUAUGAACGAACCAGACAAUUAUACGAGCGUCUUUUGGAUAAGACCGACCAUGUCAAGGUCUGGAUCAGUUAUGCUCACUUUGAAAUCAAUGUUCCGGAUGAUGAUGAAGAGGAAGACGAAGAAGAAGAGAAACCUGUCAGCGAUGCUGCCAAGGCACGUGCUAGGAAGGUCUUCGAUCGUGCACUUGAGAGUAUGAAGGAGAAGGAGCUCAAAGAAGAGGUAAGCAAUUCUAUCUCUCGGGAAUUUUUUGUCAUGGUACUAACAGAUAUUCAGCGUGUCUCUCUCCUCAACGCUUGGCUUUCUUUCGAGCGAACUCAUGGUUCGGAAGAAGAUAUUGAGAAAGUGCAGAAACAGAUGCCUAGAAAGACGAAACGUCGCCGCAAGCUGGACGACGACAGUUACGAGGAGUACAUCGACUAUGUAUUCCCUGCUGACGACAAGCAGACGCAAUCACUUGCGAAUCUCUUGGCGAAGGCUCAAGCUUGGAAACAAACUGGUGGAACUGUUACGGAGACUGCCGCGAAUAGUGAUUAGGAUUUGGUCAAAAUGGGGUUGAUCGAGUCUAAGAUUGUAUGAUGAAUCAGCUGGUUUUUUUAAUAUUGUAAAAAGUAGAUAUUCUUCCAGGGGCCAUCAUGACCUCGCCUCCCUGAAGACCCAGUGACAAGCGAGACGAUGAAUGAAAUGCUGUGGAUUGAAGUUUC